CCGCAAGCAUAUCCAUCAGAGUCUCAAUCAAAUGUGGUUGAAGCUUCGAAUUCAUGUUAAAUUGCAACUACAAACAUAGUUCUCAGAAUUGCUGCGUACAUCACCACUCGGCUGAGUCGCAAAGGACAGAAAGAACAUCAAGUAUGACUCGGAUACUGCCAUCAGAUGAAAGGAGCAGGGCGCUGAUCGUGGCCAGCGCCGGAAUCAGGAGCACACCUACUGCCAGCAUCACCUUCGUUGCGCCCUGUUUCUUGGCCUUUCUUGAAAGGCCCAAAAUGAGCUGGAUUGCAACUCGUCGAUGCGCCACACUGCUGCUGUUCAUAGGUCGAAUGUGGAUCUCCAGAAUACUGACCUGUGUGUUCGGUUGGCUGAGUUGCGUAAGGGCCAUGAGAUGCUUGACAUUGUUCUGGCUCCAAAGAAGGAUAAGGGGGAGAGUAAAAACAUCCGUCUGGAACACAUAGUGGCAUA
Molecule: messenger RNA, 468 nt
Organism: Protomyces lactucae-debilis
Lineage: Eukaryota; Fungi; Ascomycota; Taphrinomycetes; Taphrinales; Protomycetaceae
Exons: 1
Coding region: 54-461 (135 amino acids)
Source: RefSeq, a predicted model, not a curated record